AUGACUAAGGAGUUCAAGAUGAGCAUGGUGGGAGAAUUGAAGUACUUUCUUGGACUUCAAGUGAAUCAGACUGAGAAAGGAAUCUUUAUUUCUCAAAGCACCUAUGCCAAGAAUCUACUGGUGAAGUUUGGUCUUGACAAAUGCAAGGAGGCAAGAACACCAAUGAGCACCACGACAAAGAUUGGAAAGGAUGAACAAGGAGAAGACGUUGAUGUGAAGCUCUACAGAGGAAUGAUUGGAAGCUUGCUUUACCUUACAGCAAGUCGACCUGACUUAAGCUUCAGCGUUGGAGUGUUGUGCUCGUAUCAGGCCAAACCAAAACAGUCCCAUCUUCAAGCGGUGAAGAAGAUCUUGAGGUAUGUCAAGGGAACUGUCAAUCUGGGGAUCUUUUACUCCAAAGGAUCCAACAGAAAUCUUGCUGGAUAUUGUGACGCCGAUUGGGCAGGAUGCGCAGAUGAUCGGAAAAGCACAAGUGGAGGUUGUUUCUUCCUUGGGAACAAUCUUAUUGCUUGGCUUAGCAAGAAGCAGAAUUCUGUGUCACUAUCUACUGCAGAGGCUGAGUACAUUGCAUUGGGAAGCUGCUGCACACAGCUUAUAUGGAUGAGACAGAUGUCAGCCGAUUAUGGAUGGAGUCUGGACCCUUCUUGGUCUACUGUGACAACAAAAGCGCCAUCGACAUAUCAAAGAAUCCGGUGCAGCACUCAAGGACUAAGCACAUUGACAUAA
Microthlaspi erraticum is the source of this 726-nucleotide messenger RNA. The record is from the annotation of a GenBank genome assembly. Lineage: Eukaryota; Viridiplantae; Streptophyta; Magnoliopsida; Brassicales; Brassicaceae.